AUAUGUCAGCCACUGAAGUACCACUCUAUCAUGUCAAAGCAAAGAGUCAUUAGGUUUGCAUGUUUUUCUUGGUUCACAACUUUCUGCAUUAUGGCCGUGAAUAACUUUCUAACAUCCAGACUAAAGUUAUGCAGCCCGUAUAUUUCCAGACUCUUCUGUGGGAACUGGAGUAUUGUUCAACUCGCUUGUUUUCCAGCACAAACAACAAUCAAUGCUAUAUCUGCAAAUAUUGCAAUAAUUAUUUAUUGUCUUCAUGGUGUUUUCAUAGUUUGGUCCUAUAUGUAUAUCAUUCAAACAUGUGUAAAGUCUAUAGAAAACAGGGCAAAGUUCAUGCAAACAUGUGUCCCACAUCUCGUCUCAUUAUUUACUUUUGUUGUGGCAAUACUUACUGAUGUUAUAAAUAUGCGACUGGGUUCGAAAGAGUUGCCUCGGACCCUUCAAAACUUUAUAGCAAUAGAGUUUCUUGUCAUUCCUCCUAUCAUGAAUCCUCUGAUAUACGGUUUCAAACUGACCAAAAUUCGAAAAAGAAUUUAUAGUGUGGCUCAGCACAGAGUUGAGAGCUACGUCGAUGGCAUCUUCUGUGGAUCUGUUCGCAUAAUUUGCAAACUGGUAAUCACUGGUCUGAUCCACAAUGAAGACGAGUCCGCAUACAGACAGGAGGUGGACCAGCUGUUCUGCUGCAGUCAGAACCACCUGGAGCCGACUGUGGAGAUGACGGUGAACCUUCAGAGAGACCCCCCCUCACUGUCCUUAACAAUAGAUUACUUACCGUGGAUCACUUCAGAUUCCUAG
Molecule: messenger RNA, 792 nt
Organism: Oreochromis niloticus (Nile tilapia)
Lineage: Eukaryota; Metazoa; Chordata; Actinopteri; Cichliformes; Cichlidae
Product: olfactory receptor 52K1-like
Exons: 2
Biological process (GO): G protein-coupled receptor signaling pathway; detection of chemical stimulus involved in sensory perception of smell
Cellular component (GO): membrane
Molecular function (GO): odorant binding; olfactory receptor activity
Source: RefSeq, a predicted model, not a curated record